AUGAGUGAGAUCGGUGAGGGUGGGAACCUGAAGAGUGUAAAUGGAGAACUGUAUGCCCCCCUACAGCAUGUAUCUGCAAUACUCCCUGGCGGUGCUGAUGAUAAAGCUGGAGUCAAUAUAUUUUAUAAAUGUUUAGAGGUGAACGGAACCUCUGUAGAGGGUGCUAGUCAUAAGCAAGUUGUAGAACUAAUAAAGGUAUCCGGAGAUACUCUAAACCUGUGUGUAGUAUCAGUAUCGGAAGAUGAAGCUGACAGGAAUAGAUUUGACAAUUCUGAAGGAAAACUGGGACUGCAGUUUGUUGAUUAUUCUGAGAAACGAUCUUUACCAAUCACUAUACCAGACUAUAGACAUAUCCAUCAGGAUGGAGAGAGUUAUGUUGUGUUUAACAUAAAUAUGGCCGGCAGACAUCUUUGCUCGCGCAGAUACCGCGAGUUUGUAGAGAUUCAUAGUGCUCUAAAGACAGAAUUUUUAGGAUAUAAUUUCCCGAAGCUACCUGGGAAAUGGCCGUUUAACUUAUCUGACCAGCAGCUGGACUCUAGGCGGCGAGGAUUGGAACUAUAUUUAGAGAGGGUUUGUGCUGUCAAGGUUAUAGGAGAAUCUGAUCUGAUGAAGGAGUUCCUGACUGAAACUGAUAAAACUGGUACAGCCACAACCUCGGUAGAUAUCAAGGUUUUAGUAUUGAACGACGAACUGGUUACCCUUACAAUCCGCAGAAAUACAACAGCAAUGGAGGUCUUUAAUCUGGUGUGUCAGGAGAUAGGUUUGCGACCUGAGAACAUGAUAUUCUUUUCCCUCUUUGAAAUCCUAGAUCAGAAUUUUGAGAGAAAAAUUCAAAAUAAUGAGUUUCCACACAGCCUGUACAUGUCAAAUUAUAGUACUGCAGCUGCCACCUGUAUCAGGUUGAAACGCUGGCUGUUCUCCCUGGAUUUGGAACCCAAGAUAUGUCAGGAUAAAAUUGCAGAGAAAAUAUUCUUCUUUGACGCGAUCCUGGCGGUCAACCGAGGUCAAAUAGUGCUUAAGGAAAACAGUUUUCAUCUUAAAUCCCUUCAAGAUUCAUUCAAAAUUAGCGAGUAUUUAUCUAUUGUGCGUGAAUGUGAUGGGUAUGGAUCUAUAGUGUUUCCUCAUUGCUGCUCUGAUGCAAGAAAGGAGGGUCAUGUCACACCUAUUGUAACAUUUACAGGUAUUAUUUUUGGCAAAUCUUUUUUGAGAAAACGCUUUAUAAAUUAUUGGGUUAAAGGAUCAAAAAAGAUGAAACCCCUUACCUUUGAAUUUCAGUACAAGCGACAAGAUAAGGGAGAUAGAUGGGUUCGGAUAGUCAGCCCUCACUACCUUUACCUCUACGAAUGCUUCGAGAGGAUGCAGGAUGAGAACUCCUGGAGCCAACAUCAGAUACACAGCAGUUUAUAAUUUCAUUUAGUUACAUACUUAUCAUUAUCAGAUACACAGCCGUCUAUAAAUUCUUUAGUUCCACACUUCACAGAUACACAGCUAAGUCUAGGAAUCCUGAUAAUACUAAAAAAAAUCCAGCUCUGGUCUAUUGUUAUUGAUCAAUAUUAGACGUGCAUAAACACAGUGCUAGUGAUUUUGUAUUUUUACUCUGCAUUGGAAAGGGAUUAAUAGUACUAAUCCCCUCCCCCCUUUUCACAAUCAUUUCAGAACAUCAAAGACUAAAUUUAUAAAACAUGAAUGUUUAAAAGAUCAUCAAUGUCACCGUUACCUAGUCAUUUUUAACCCUCAUUUUAAAUUUUAAGUUUUAACUUAUUUCUCUGGAACUUGGUGGAUAUACCCCAGAUUCUUACCAGUUAUUAACCAAAACAUAAAUAGUUCUGACUUUUUGAUGCUGAUUAAAUAAUUUAAUUUCUAAUUUUAAACACCAAAUUAUUUUUCUAAAUGAAAUCAAAAGAAAAAUAUCUGAAGCUUUAGUUGUGAUUUCGUAAAUUUCAAUUUAAAAAACUCCAUAUAGCUUGAUUUACUAUUCUUAUUUUGUUGGAAAUUUCAAGAACGGGUUUCUAUUUUUUUGGGAUCAAUUUGGAUCCUUAAAGGCCUUACGGAACCUUUCAGGAAGAUGUAAAAAAUGCUUGAUUCUGGAAAAAAUAAAAAUCCUAAAUUGAUAAUUUCAUUAUUGUGAGAAAACAGAAACAUCGAACUAUUAAACAUCUUCUUAUUAACGCACAACUUGACUCAUGUAAAUAUGAGCUGACCAACACUGUCAAAAAUUUUAAAUUCAAUUUUUUUAAUAUUGAGUUUUUUUUUAAGAAACACCAAACAACGCAUAAUUGUCUUUGUGUAAUGUGUAUCCAAUUAAUAUACCCACAAAAUAUAAAUUCUAUAAUUGCCAAUAUUUACAGGCCUGAUAGAAAAUCAUUUUUCCAGUUACUCAAAAGAAAUGUUGUGAAGCGUCUCUC
Messenger RNA from Eurytemora carolleeae, 2405 nucleotides. Its product is annotated as sorting nexin-27. NCBI's taxonomy places the organism in Eukaryota, Metazoa, Arthropoda, Copepoda, Calanoida, Temoridae. Gene Ontology annotation, biological process: intracellular protein transport; signal transduction. The transcript is spliced from 13 exons. The record is from RefSeq and is a predicted model, not a curated record. Gene Ontology annotation, cellular component: early endosome. The coding region runs from base 1 to 1407 and encodes 468 amino acids. Gene Ontology annotation, molecular function: phosphatidylinositol-3-phosphate binding; protein binding.